Molecule: messenger RNA, 363 nt
Organism: Paracoccidioides lutzii Pb01
Exons: 3
Coding region: 1-363 (120 amino acids)
Source: RefSeq, a predicted model, not a curated record
AUGUCAUUCCUCGCAAUUCCGAGAUCUCGUCUCGUGUCCACCCCUGUUUCCGUUGUGCGGGCUUGUAUGCCACCCCUCAGCCAGGGCUUCCACAAUUCAUCAGCUCGAAAUGCCUUGAAAGAAACUGAUAGACAUCGAGAGGGCAUCAUGGAGGAAAUCGAGUCGAGCAAGGAAAAACACAACCAACAACGGAAGGAUGGAGAUCCUCGGUGGCACGAGUCGUUGGCUAGUGCCAGUGAAGCAGUUGUGAAAGCGGAUCGUGGCGAAAUCUCCCCUGAAGAGGCGCAGGAGUUAGAGAAAUACUUUCCAAAAGAAAAAUCAGGGGGACAGAAACCGGCGAAUACUGGGAAUCGGGGGACAUAA